Messenger RNA from Patella vulgata (common limpet), 2986 nucleotides. Its product is annotated as high affinity copper uptake protein 1. The transcript is spliced from 5 exons. Gene Ontology annotation, biological process: copper ion transmembrane transport. Gene Ontology annotation, molecular function: copper ion transmembrane transporter activity. NCBI's taxonomy places the organism in Eukaryota, Metazoa, Mollusca, Gastropoda, Patellidae. Gene Ontology annotation, cellular component: membrane. Bases 152 to 736 code for a protein of 194 amino acids. The record is from RefSeq and is a predicted model, not a curated record.
UGGCCGCUAUUCAAGCAAAAUAUUUUUUUUUUUUCAAAGAAUAGCUAAUUUUAUUUUAUCUGUAACAAACAUUAUAUAACUUAUAUAUAUGUAGCCUAGGAUAUAUAAGCAAGACGCGACAGAUUGUAUAGAAUAAGAACUACCGCUAAAAAUGGGGAUGCCUAUGAAUCAUAGUAUGCCUAUGAUGCCAAUGUAUUUUGUUACCAAAACAAAACUACAAAAUUUCAUCUUUGAAAAUCUCAACAUUACAGAUAUCAAAGGAUUAGUUGCAGUAUGUUUUGUGGUAUUUACAGUGACAUUUUUGUUUGAGGCUUUAAAAUUGUUACAGAUAUAUUUUCAACUACGUGUACGACAAGAUCCUUUAUCUUAUGCAAAAACAGAUACAACGGUCACCGACCGUAGCAUUUUACUUACUCCAUUACUUAUACCAGUGGACAUACAACAGAUACGAAAACAAAGGUUAAAGUAUCAUUUUUAUGGAUGUUUGAGUCAUAUGAUUAAUUUAGCUGUAGCAUAUUUUAUUAUGUUAGCGUUUAUGACGUAUAACGUAUGGUUAGGAAUAUCAGUCGUAUCAGGUGCUACGUUAGGUUACUAUGUAUUUGCAGCCAUUGGUAACCAAAUAACACAGAAGUUCACAGAAGUGACAUCUAAAAAUCAAGCUUUGGAAAUAGAUUCAGAAUCUAACAAUACCUCUACACAAGCUGAUUCUACUACUGCUGAAAAUUGUCAUAUGUAGGUAAAGAAAUUGUAAGAAUGGUUAGCCUCAGAAUGCUAUUACAUUACCUGUACAUAUAAAGACAUUUUUGAUAUCAAAAUAAUGGAAUAUCAAAUAUGAUGAAAAAUGAAUUAAAAUAAUUUUAAUUUUUCUAUAAAAUUAAAAGGAUACCUGUUACUGGUCUUAAAAGUAUAAAAAUAUGAUAAAAUCAGCAACAUUUAUGAAAGUAGCUAAGUCUCUAACUCAGUAUCAUCCAAAGUCUUCGACAUUGAAAACACAAAUUAUUUAUUUAUUUAAAUCAACGUUGAUGUUGUGAUCUUACUGGGGAAAGAUGGGCUUCUGAUAUCCAAUAUUUAAGACAAAGAAAAACAUUUUACCAUUGGUACACGAAUCGUGUACCAUAAUGCGUUUCAAAGCCAUUUGUAACAAGAGACACAAAGACUGAGACUAGAUAUAUUCCACAAGUCAUGUCAAACGGUGACGCCCAUAUUCUUAUCUGGAGAGCAUGCUCAGUAAAUACUAUAGACUGGAAUAACUAGACGCUAGAGAUUUCCAUUAGAUUGUGACUUUUGGUGUAUUUUGCCAAACAUAACUGAUUUGAAAUUAGAGUAAAAACGGAAAAGAAUGAAUGUAUAAAUCAGUCUAUAUACAUUCAUAAUAGAUUAUUAUAUGCAUUGUGACCCAUUUGUGUCAAUUUCUAGCUCUAAAAUAUUAGCGAUUUAGCUCCUUUAAACAAAAUUUGUUUCACAUGUCUAAUCUGUGGGAAACAAAUAUUCUGCCAUUGCAUGCUGGGCUAUUUAUUCGUUGAAAAUAUAAUGGAUUUGCAGUUUACUUUUACCAUUUAGAACUUAAUGUGUAACUUGUAAUGGCCAUGGGAAUAUUCAUAUUUUUAAAAAGCUUUACAAAGCAAAUUAAGUUUUUAUGAAAGAGUCCCUAGAUAAUAUGUUUUGUUUAUGUAUCUAUUAUAUAUUUAUAAACUGUGUUCUAUAAGUUGUACAGUAUAUAUAUUUCAUCUCUGUGCUUCCUAUUUGUGUAUGAUUGGGUUCUUAUCUAUCUAUACAUGUAUUUAAAUAUAUAGAUAUUUAACUUCUCUAUAUACAUUGUAAGCAAUCAUUCAAAUAGUGCUAAUUGUUUUAUUUAUGUGUUAAUUGUAAAUAAUAUUUCUGUCCUAGAAAUUAUGUUUUUAUGUUAAUGGGAUAAUUUUAUGCUAGGAAUUAUGUUUUUAUGUUAAUGGAAUAAUUCUUUGCUAAGAAUUGUGUUUUUUGAUGUUAAUGAAAUAACAUUUCUAUGCUUGAAAUUAUUUGUGUAUGUUACAGUAUCACAUUAUGUUAAGAAUUACACACAAAAAUAUUUGUUUAGAGCAUGGUAAUUUUGAAGUUUUGUUAAGAAUUUUGUUAAUUGAGAGUGUAACAUAAACUUAUAAUAACUUAUAUUUUGAAUUAGAGAAGAAUUUCUCAAUGUUUAUAAACAUGGACGGUUAUCUUCUUUUGUUGAUAAUCUUGAUCCUUAUAAUAUACAUAAUACUCAAAGUUAAGCUGUUAUCUCAAUCCUGGGUAAGCAUUAUUUUUUCAGACUUUUUCAAAUACUUUUAGUUUUAAUUUAAAUUGUACAUAUAAGGGCCUUCAUGUGAAAAUGUACAAGUGUUGAUAUUUAUUGUCAUCAAUAUUGGUUAUAGUUCUCAUUUGCAAUGUUAUAAAUGAUUUAUUUAAGGUUUAAUUAAGUCCCACAAUUCCAUAUUAUGAAACUAUUCUAAAGACUUAGCUGCUAAAUUCAGUUAACUGAAGAUAUCUGUCAUUUCAGUUUAGUAUCACAAUCUUAAAUAGUUAAAGAGUACAUAAGAUGAGCAAGCAAACUUUUCUGUACUUAUGGCCAGUGGUCACUAUAUACACUUUACGGCAAGCUCACACCAAUCUGGUUUGAUUGGCCGGUGACGUCACAGGGACCACACAUACAAUAUACACUAUUAAAGGACAAUAUUGGUGCCAGUCAUUAUCACAUAUGUGAUAGAGCUCGUUAAACACAUUCCAAAUAUAAUUUUAACACAGAGAUCAUUGCUACGAUAGCUGAGUAAUACAGUUUUCUAGAAUCGGAAGUGACGAACGCCAAAGGAAAACACGAGUCAUCUCUCUAUAUAACUGGCUGAUGUGACGAGUGAUAACGGAUAUACGGGCGAAUUUCUGCUCACUAAUAAUUCACUCGAAGACCAAAUGUUGUUGUAUGAGAUUGUGAGAGGAUAUCUAACAUUUCAUAAAAAGAAUUGACCGCCACUAG